Messenger RNA from Cuculus canorus (common cuckoo), 941 nucleotides. It is a transcript of the gene NME4, whose product is annotated as NME/NM23 nucleoside diphosphate kinase 4. Gene Ontology annotation, molecular function: nucleoside diphosphate kinase activity. Bases 67 to 621 code for a protein of 184 amino acids. Lineage: Eukaryota; Metazoa; Chordata; Aves; Cuculiformes; Cuculidae. The record is from RefSeq and is a predicted model, not a curated record. Gene Ontology annotation, biological process: CTP biosynthetic process; UTP biosynthetic process; GTP biosynthetic process. The transcript is spliced from 5 exons.
CCCGUCCCCGGGCUCUGCCGGGCGCUUAAAGCCUCCCCGGGGCGGGCGGCCCGCUCGGACCCCGCCAUGGGCUCCCUGGGGCGCUGCCUGGCCCGGAGCCUGCGGGGGCAGCCGGGGCUGAGCUGCCCCCCCGGGCCCCGCUGCUUCGGCUCCGCCCCCCCGGAGCUGCAGGAGAAGACGCUGGUGCUGGUGAAGCCGGAUGCAGUGCAGCGGCGGCUGGUAGGGAACGUUAUCCAGCGCUUUGAGCAUCGUGGCUUCAAGCUGGUGGCCAUGAAGCUGCUCCAGGCGGACCAAGGUCUCCUGGACAAACACUACCAGCAGCUCCGGCAGAAGCCCUUCUACCCUGCGCUCCUCGCCUACAUGACCUCGGGGCCACUGGUGGCCAUGGUGUGGGAGGGCUACAACGUGGUGAAGUCCACACGGGCCAUGGUGGGGGACACGAACUCGGCGGUGGCAGCAGCGGGGACCAUCCGGGGGGACUUCAGCAUGCAUGUCAGCAGGAACGUGGUCCACGCCAGCGACUCAGUGGAGACGGCCCAGCGAGAGAUUGGCUUCUGGUUCCAGCGGAACGAACUGGUGGCCUGGGAGAGUGGAGACCGGGACUACACCUACGGACCCUAAGGAGCAACCCCCAGCCCCAAUAAAACCCAGCGCCACCAGCAACGUCACUGGGCUCCUCCCCUGGAUGUCACCCGCAAGCACUGGGAGGCACUGGGGUGUUCCCAGGGGGCACUGGGGUGGGACUGGGAGGCACUGGGAUGGCCCCAGGGGAUGAUGGGAUGAUACUGGGAAGUUUAGGGAGACAUUGGGAAGCUCUGGGAGGCACUGAGAUGACCUCGAAGAACACUGGAGCAGUAGUGGGAAGCUCAGGGAGACACUGGGGUGGCACUGGGAAAAAAUGGGAGACACUGGGAAGGUCUAGGAGAUACUGGAAUAUGCCU